AUGAAUAGAGAAGAAAUCCCUAAUGAUCUCAUUCUUGAGAUACUCUCUAGAUUGCCUUCAAAGUCAAUCGGGAGGUUUCGCUGCGUGUCAAAGCUAUGGCGGUCAAUGCUUCACAAGCCAUAUUUCAUCAAGUUGUUCUUGACCAGGUCCUCGACUCGUCCUCGUCUCUUAAUUGGGGUCCGACAACGUCUUGGGUGUAGCUUUUUCUCGGCGCCUCAGCCUCAGAAUCAUUAUGGGAAAUCUUCGUCUCUUGUAGUGGCCGCCGAUUUUCAUAUGAAGUGUUCUAAAGACGUAAGCUUAGUCAUGUGUAGAUAUGCCUCUGGUUUGCUCUAUUUUCCAACUAUGCCAAUCUCAUAUAUGGAUAAGGAUGGAGCGGGUAUCAUAUGUAACCCUACCACAAGACAGUUUGCGAGCUUGCCUCGAUUGAGAUUACUACCUAAGUUAGAUUACGGUCUUAGCGGUGCCCUUCUAGGGUUUGACCCAAUUGGAGGGCAAUUCAAGGUAUUGUCCAUGAACAAUUGGGUUGACAAAAAAGUGGCCCGCUAUAUUCUGACAUUAGGAAGUGAAGAAGAGGGAUGGAGGAAGAUCGAAUGUCCCUUCAACGACGUUGAUCUGAAUGGAGGGGUAUGCAUCAAUGGUAUUUUGUAUUACAUAGCUUACGAUCCUGAGGAUCGAUUAUAUCUAAUAGUUUGCUUCGAUGUUAGAUUUGAGAAGUUUAAGUUUCUAACUCUAAUAGGCGGCAUAUAUGAGGAUGUCGAGAAGCAGGAAUGGUUGAAAUACGCCUACACUCUGAGGUUCGACAAUAAAGUUGUUAAGGAUUAUGGCAAUCUUUCCGUUGUUGGGGUGACUGCUUCAGGUGAAAUUGUUUUGUCGAAGUAUUAUGCAUAUACACCUUUUUAUGUUCUCUACUUUAAUCCUGAAAGGAACUCUGUUCUAAGUGUUGAAAUCCAAGGUGUUGGAGAAUAUCAUGACUGGAUUGCGCCUCCUGCAGUUUGCGCUUUUGUAGACCAUGUGGAGGAUUUACAGUUUAAUAUUAUGAAGGCAACAUCUAUAAACCCAACACAACAGAAGAAUAGAGCCAGGAGCACAUCAAUAUCAUCUAGAGAAGAUCAUCAAGUGAGGGCCGUUACUCAGCUGGGACAAGAUCGUCGUACAUUUGAGAGUAUUAACAAUUUUGAUGCUCUCUCUCUCUUAGAAGAUGAUUAA
This is a messenger RNA of Camelina sativa (false flax), 1206 nucleotides long. The record is from RefSeq and is a predicted model, not a curated record. Lineage: Eukaryota; Viridiplantae; Streptophyta; Magnoliopsida; Brassicales; Brassicaceae.